CCUUCUUCUACCUUGCUCCUCAAGCAAAGAAAACGAGUCCCUUUAUUCUUAACAAACGAAAAAAGAAAAAAGUUUCAAAUUUGUCCAACACCGAAGCAAAAAAUGGCUCUGCAAUGGGUGAUUCUGACAUACGUGGUGGCAGCGGAGGCAGCUGUCGCAAUUCUUUUGACACUGCCAUCACCAAAGGCUUUGAAAUCUAGCAUUGUAUCGCUUAUCUCGCUUAUUCUCCAGCCUUUACUCUUUAUCAUACCAUUCGCCGCUUUUCAGCUCCUGGAUAUAUACUGGAAGAAUGAGCAUCGAUUGAUGUGUACUGGGGAGAUCUGCACUGCUGCUGAGAGGGAUCGCUAUGAGAAAUCGAUCUACAAGGCUCAGAGGAACGUUGUUCUAUGCAUUGCUGCGUGCCUCCUUUAUUGGUGCAUCUACCGUAUUUCCAAAUUAUACAGGGAGAUUCAAAUAAAGGAGGAAUCCGAGAAGCGUUUAAAGGACGAGUAGAUUCUCUUAUGGCCUCAUCUUCUGCCAAAACCUGUGGAGCGGACUGACAAGGCUAGCUGUAGCUUAAUGGAAGAGGAAGAGCAAAGUUUUCUCUAAUGAUAGAUAUGUUUAAUUUUCGUGUAUCUACAACUGCUGUCUUCUAUAUGAAUGUUUAUUAGCAUCUCGUUUUACUCUUAUAUGAUUUAUGAAGCGAUGCGACUUGAAUAAGAAUGAAGAAAUUAGAACCCUAACAUCUAUUAAGUCCUCACAAUUUUUAG
Molecule: messenger RNA, 749 nt
Organism: Olea europaea var. sylvestris
Lineage: Eukaryota; Viridiplantae; Streptophyta; Magnoliopsida; Lamiales; Oleaceae
Exons: 4
Coding region: 103-492 (129 amino acids)
Biological process (GO): intracellular protein transport; endoplasmic reticulum to Golgi vesicle-mediated transport
Cellular component (GO): endoplasmic reticulum; endoplasmic reticulum membrane
Source: RefSeq, a predicted model, not a curated record